Messenger RNA from Cannabis sativa, 1834 nucleotides. Its product is annotated as organelle RRM domain-containing protein 1, chloroplastic. Gene Ontology annotation, biological process: cytidine to uridine editing; mitochondrial mRNA modification. Lineage: Eukaryota; Viridiplantae; Streptophyta; Magnoliopsida; Rosales; Cannabaceae. Gene Ontology annotation, molecular function: RNA binding. The record is from RefSeq and is a predicted model, not a curated record. The coding region runs from base 223 to 1473 and encodes 416 amino acids. The transcript has 9 exons. Gene Ontology annotation, cellular component: mitochondrion.
AAUCAAUAUAUGACAGUAUAUUGUCUUAAUAAUUAUUUUUUCUAUCUCGUGAGUCGUGAGCUGUUGUUUAUUGUCGUUUCUAAUAUAUGUCGUUUGUUGAAUGUAUUGUCGUUUCUCUGCUUUGAAUGAUAACAAAGUAAGCCGAUUGGCUUUGGAGUUCAUUUCUGUUCUGUUAAAGCUCUCCAUGAAAUGAAACCAUAGAAAACUCAAGACAAGACAGCCAUGGAAGUCCUGCCUAACUCUUCUACCUCUCUCCUUUUACCCAAACAUUUAUUGGUCAAACCUCUUAAAAUCCAUACUCCACUCCUAAACCCCUCUAAAAACCUUAAAUUCCCCAACUCACUCAAUAAGAACAACUCUUUUAAUCUUUCGUCUUCUUCUUCUUCUUGCUCCUUUUCUUCGUUCACUUCUUGCAUUAGUUUCUCUUCCAGAACAGCUGCAACUACAACAUCAACAUCAACAUCAACGACACCUUCCACUUCUGCCACUUCAGACAAACGACAUUGGAUGGUGCUCAUGGAAGCUCCUCCAGAGGAAGUCAGUUCGAGAACAGAGGUUCUAGAUUACUACGUCAAGACCCUCGAACGAGUUUUGGGCAGUGAAGAAGAUGCUCAAAUGUGUAUUUAUGAUGCUUCUUGGGACACCCACUUUGGGUUUUGCUGUGACAUUGAUGAAGACAUUUCUCUUCAGCUCGCUAGUUUGCCAGGGGUCUUAUCCGUUAGGCCAGACCCAGAUUUACAUUCUGUGAAAAAGAAUUAUGAUUCUUCAAAUGUUCAACCAGAAAAUUUUAACAACUCAGAAAUUGUAGAGACCCCUUUGUUUCCUAUGGGGAAUACUAAACAUUGGGUUGUUAGUUUGGACAAGCCUGGGAUUGGGGUCGUUACAAAAGCUCAGAUGGUUGAUUAUUAUGCACAGAUACUAACAAAGGUUCUGGGAAAUGAAAAGGAUGCACAAAUGUGUAUUUAUCACAUUUCCUGGCAGUCCAACUUUGGAUUUUGCUGUGAACUUGACGAGCAGUGUGCUCGGGAACUAGCUAGUGUUCCUGGUGUUCAAUCUGUCCUGCUAGAUCAAAAUUUUGGAUCAGAUAAUAAAGAUUAUGGAGGCCUACAGAGCUCUACAAGUUCAUCGUAUUCUUCUGAAGAAAAUCAAACAAUACCUGUAAAAACAAAGAAACUAUUUGUGACUGGCCUGUCCUUUUACACAUCUGAGAAAACCUUACGGGCAGCAUUUGAAGGCUUUGGUGAGCUAGUGGAAGUUAGAAUAAUCAUGGACAAGAUUUCUAAAAGGUCAAAAGGUUAUGCAUUUAUAGAGUACACAACAGAGGAAGCUGCUAGUGCAGCGCUCAAAGAAAUGAAUGGCAAGAUCAUCAAUGGCUGGAUGAUAGUUGUCGAUGCUGCAAAGCCAAAGAGUAGCAUUCCAAGAUAUGACCGAGGCCGAAGCAGAUAUUCAGGCAAGGGAAAUGGAGAGAGGUAAUGCCAGGUUGAGGCUAAGUUAUAGUCAUUUAUCUCCCAUGUUGAUGUCCUCCAGAAUUUUGAACCUUUGUGUUUGUUAAAUUAUUAUUAAUGUCAAAUGUAUACAUAUUGAUUCUAGUUGAGGCAUUAUAGGUUUAGGUUUAGGGACAUUCAAGCCAACUGCUACCAUUCAUAUUGAAUCAGUCAGUUUGUUUCUGGUUCAAGUAAAUUUGACCAUACAAGAACAACAUAUUGCACUUUCAUUCCACAAAUAUGUUUUGAUAUUUUUCAGUCCUGAUUACAUGUGUGUAUCAGACAGUGCCAAACUUUUAUCAACUAUAUGUGUAUAAGUGUAGUAAAAGGUUGAUUCAUUACACUAUAAA